AGACUACGAAUGAAUACAUAUGUAGAGAUUAGAUAAAAUACAUAAAUGAAUUGGAGAAUAUAAAAAUCUCAUUGUGUGUACUAUAGGCAUAAGGAUUAAAAGACUCCAGAAAGGGGAUGCAUAACUUCGAUUACACGCUACUCUUUAAAGAACCAUUCCUCAUAGUGAUCCAUCUUUCAAAACUUACUUUUCUAAAGUAGGCGUUGGAGUGUCGACAGAGUAUUCCUCAAGAAAAACAAACAGUUCUGGGUCAGGCACUCUGGUCAGGCACACGAGGCAGUCACAUUCAAGCGACCCAAGGCAAGGCUCUCCCAAAGUAAAUAUGGCACUUAUCUUUGGCCACAAAUAUGUUAAAGCGUAUUGCUAGAGGAUUAUGUGUCAGGAGAAGCUAUACAACUACAAAAAAUGCCUUUCAGAUACAACCUAAGCUGGAUUACAAUUACUUGGCCGAGAAUGCAACCACGAUUCAACAAAACAUGAUCAACCGAAAGUAUGAAAAGAUGGACAUGGAUGCAUUUGUCAAGUUAAACAAGACCCGUCUUGAGUUGUAUAACAAACUUAUUGUAUUAAGAGCAAAGCGUAAUGAUUUAUCACUUGCUACACGAGCAGCAGCAAAAAAAAGUCAAGAAGAACGAAACGCAUGCAUAGAAGAAGGCAAACAAGUCAAGCUAGAUAUCAAGGCAUGCGAAGAACAACUCAAUCAAACUGAAUCACACUUGCUGAGACAAGGACUCAUGAUUCCAAACGAUACACACAGUGCAUCGCCUAUUGGAUCAGAAGACAACGCUCGAGUGAUUAAGGUGGUGGGGGAGCAAAGAUCUUCAGAAGGAUUGCGCGAUCAUGUGCAACUUGCUACUGAACUUGAUAUUUUGGACAUUGAACAAGCAGCCAUCACAAGUGGAUCCAGUUUCUAUUACCUCCAAGGCAUGGGUGCUUUCUUAGAACUAGCGCUAAUUCAAUACGCCAUGCAUAAAGCUGCAACAAGAGGGUUUUUUGGUGUAUUAACACCUGAUAUUGUACGUACCAAUAUUGCAUAUGGCUGUGGCUUUCAACCUCGUCGUGGAGAAAGCUCCCAGAUUUACAACAUCGCCACAAAACCCGACCACGAAUCCACAUUAUGCUUGGCAGGAACCGCUGAAAUCCCACUUGCAGGAAAGUUUGCUACACAGCUUUUAAAUGAGCAUGAGUUACCCAAAAAAUUGGUCGGGUUUGGUCAUGCUUUCCGAACAGAAGCUGGUGGGAGAGGAGUAGAAACGAAGGGUUUAUAUAGAGUGCAUCAGUUUUCUAAAGUAGAACUGUUUGCAUUGACAACACCAGAGCAAAGUGAAGCCAUGAUGGAAGAAAUUCGAUCUUUGCAAGAAGAAAUCUUUACCGACCUUGGCUUAUGUUUUAGAGUACUUGAUAUGCCAACAGAAGAAUUGGGCGCAAGUGCUUUUAGAAAAUACGAUAUGGAAGCUUGGAUGCCUGGUAGAGGCAAAUGGGGAGAGAUUUCUUCAACAUCGAAUUGUACAGACUAUCAAUCUCGUCGAUUAUCCAUUCGUUACCGCCCCAAACACCAAACCAAGAAAAAUACCCAAUUUUGUCAUACAUUAAACGGUACUGCUAUUGCUGUACCGCGUGUCAUUAUCGCUAUUCUCGAAACAUUCCAAACAAAAGAUGGAUCUGUACAAAUACCCAAAGUACUUCAAAAAUGGCUACCCGGAGAGCCAGCCUAUUUGACUCCAAGCAAGGAACAACAUUAACUAUUU
Gilbertella persicaria is the source of this 1748-nucleotide messenger RNA. Its product is annotated as putative seryl-tRNA synthetase. Bases 348 to 1742 code for a protein of 464 amino acids. The record is from RefSeq and is a predicted model, not a curated record. Gene Ontology annotation, biological process: mitochondrial seryl-tRNA aminoacylation. Gene Ontology annotation, molecular function: tRNA binding; serine-tRNA ligase activity; ATP binding. Lineage: Eukaryota; Fungi; Mucoromycota; Mucoromycetes; Mucorales; Choanephoraceae. Gene Ontology annotation, cellular component: mitochondrion. The transcript has 2 exons.